Messenger RNA from Phlebotomus papatasi, 5023 nucleotides. RefSeq names its product glutamate-gated chloride channel (gene GluClalpha). NCBI's taxonomy places the organism in Eukaryota, Metazoa, Arthropoda, Insecta, Diptera, Psychodidae. Bases 539 to 1894 code for a protein of 451 amino acids. Gene Ontology annotation, cellular component: synapse; neuron projection; membrane. The record is from RefSeq and is a predicted model, not a curated record. Gene Ontology annotation, molecular function: transmembrane signaling receptor activity; neurotransmitter receptor activity; extracellular ligand-gated monoatomic ion channel activity. The transcript has 13 exons. Gene Ontology annotation, biological process: regulation of membrane potential; signal transduction; nervous system process.
UUUGAACAUUCUGCUGAGAUCCACCAACAGCGAAAGAUUGAGUGCGGAAGAAAAGCUAGUGUGCUAGUCCUCUGGGCCAGGAAAAAAAACUUUUAACAAGAGAAAAGCUCAGUGUUUUGGCAUUUAAAAAGCGGAGAAAAGUGUCAUUGAACUUUUUUUUUCUGGGACUUUAGAAAGUUUUGGAGAGAUCUUUGAGGCAGUAAUCUUUUUCGUAUGAGGAAAAUAGAAAAGAUAGAAAAUGUUGAAAAAGGUGUAAAGCUCAAAAUGUUCCCUGCGUAUCGGAUACAUAGAAGUUGCUGAAUGAUAGACGGGUGGAGGAGUGCUAUAUAGCUAUUGGCUGUGGCAGAUUCGGUAGCAGCAGCAGCAUCCAGGCAAAAGGAAAUCGAUUUUAGUCAGGUGUAGUCUGCGCUAGAAGCCAGUUGAGCUUUCUGACCGUAUCCAAAAUGUUUGCCAUACAGUGAAUUUUAUAUUCUUGAACAAUUAUAUACAUUAAAAGUGCUUUUCAUACCAGAACUGAGGCGAUAUCGAAGAUUUCAAGAUGAUAAUGGGUACUGGACACUGCUUCUGGGCAAUAUUUUACUUUGCCUGUUUAUGUAGUGCAUCUCUAGCAAACAAUGCCAAUAUAAACUUCCGAGAACGUGAAAAGAAGGUCUUGGAUCAGAUUUUAGGGAUUGGAAAAUAUGAUGCUCGAAUUCGACCAUCGGGAAUCAAUGGAACUGACAAUAAUUCGCCCACUGUCGUGAGGGUCAACAUGUUCCUUCGGUCGAUCUCUAAAAUUGAUGAUUAUAAAAUGGAAUACAGCGUUCAAUUAACAUUCAGAGAACAAUGGCUAGAUGAGAGAUUGAAAUUCAAUGAUGUUGGAGGUCGACUGAAAUAUUUGACACUGACCGAAGCGAACAGAGUUUGGAUGCCAGAUUUGUUCUUUUCGAAUGAGAAAGAGGGUCAUUUUCACAAUAUCAUCAUGCCUAACGUGUACAUUCGCAUAUUUCCUUUUGGAUCUGUCCUCUACAGUAUAAGAAUAUCGUUAACACUAGCAUGUCCAAUGAAUUUAAAACUUUAUCCUCUGGAUCGACAAGUUUGCUCACUCCGGAUGGCCAGUUACGGUUGGACAACUGAUGACUUGGUGUUCCUAUGGAAAGAAGGUGAUCCUGUCCAAGUUGUAAAAAAUCUCCAUCUUCCUCGAUUUACACUGGAAAAAUUUCUCACUGAUUACUGCAACAGCAAAACAAAUACAGGCGAAUAUAGUUGUCUAAAAGUUGAUCUACUGUUCAAACGUGAAUUUUCGUACUACCUUAUACAAAUUUAUAUCCCUUGCUGUAUGCUUGUUAUCGUAUCUUGGGUAUCAUUUUGGUUGGACCAAGGAGCUGUUCCAGCAAGGGUGUCAUUAGGUGUAACAACUCUCCUGACAAUGGCUACUCAAACAUCUGGUAUAAAUGCCUCCUUGCCACCUGUAUCCUAUACAAAAGCUAUUGAUGUGUGGACAGGUGUCUGCCUUACUUUUGUAUUUGGGGCUCUUCUGGAAUUUGCACUUGUAAACUAUGCAUCUCGUUCAGAUCUUCAUCGGGAAAAUAUGAAGAAGAAACGACGUGAAUUAGAACAAGCUAGUCUUGAUGCUGCAUCAGAUCUUUUGGAUACCGAUUCAAAUGCCACAUUUGCCAUGAAACCACUUGUACGACAUCCUGGUGAUCCUCUUGCUCUAGAAAAACUUCGACAAUGUGAAGUUCACAUGCAACCACCAAAAAGACCAAAUUGCUGUAGAUCAUGGUUAUCAAAAUUUCCAACAAGAUCGAAGAGAAUCGACGUUAUAUCGAGGAUAACGUUUCCACUUGUAUUCGCACUGUUCAAUCUGGUUUAUUGGAGUACAUAUCUCUUCAGGGAAGAGGAGGAAAAUUAGACAAAUUUAAUUGUCUCAUUCAAUAUUGAAUUAAGAAAGAAGAGACCGGUAUAUGUCGUAAUUAUUUGGAAAUACUUUAAAUUCCCCGAAAACAAAACAAAAUAUCUGCACACAGAUGUAACCAUCAAUUAAUGAGAAAACGUUUUGUUAUAUUUUGACGUUAUUAAAAUACAUAUGCUAUAAUGACUUCCCUGUAGCAAUAUUUUUAUUGACUGGUUUAAGAGUCAAUAAUAAUAAUAAUACACGUUGUGAAGACAAAACAAAAGAAAUGGGCUUAAAAUUGCUGAAAGUAUGAUUUUAAAUUAGGUAUAAUACGUAUGAAAGUCUGUUGAAAGAUAAUUAUUUUGAAAUUUAUCAUAAUUUGUCUAGUGCUCAAAGUUUAUGUACGUUUUCAUUAUGAAUGAUAUCAUGUAAAAUUAAGAGAAUAAUAAUACGUGUAUUACAGGUCUUUUCGCAAAAACAAAUCACUAAUCAUUUAAGUUAAUUAAAAUACUGCCCAUCCAAAAUGAGUAAAACUCCGUGUAUCACUACUCGUUAUUUAUUAAAGAAAAAAAAAUACAAAAAGAAUAAACAAAAAUACUACAGGAAAGAAAGAUAAAGCUUGUAUUUGAGCUGGAUUUUCACUUCAAAAAAUAUUUGUUAUCUAUCAAUUGGAUUUUAUUUUAUCUUUUGUUUUUUUUUUUAAUUUAAAGAAGUAAAUUGAAUUAAAAUCAAACUUGCAAUAAAACUAUAAAGGGUUUAUAUUUUUGUUAUAGUGUUUUUAAUAGAUAAAUCUCGAAAAACAAAUUAAGAAUAGUUUCUUUUAAAUUUUUUUUUGAAAAGUUUUGAAGAAUGGAUUUUAAAGGAUAUUCAAAGGUUUCUUCUUGAUAUAUCAUGUGCAAUUGUUUGUAUACUUUUAUUUUAGAAGUAUAGAAAUCCGUGUGUUCAGUCUUCUUUUCUGUCCAAUUGGUUGUUUAAACUUAUGUAAAAAGUAAUGAUAUUUUCCAAAUAGAGCUGUUUGACAGCUUUGUAUAAAAAAAAUUUUAUAUUAAAUAAAUGACUUUAUGUAAUAAAGAUAUAAGAAAAUUUGUGAGGAAUUUAGAAGCUGUUAGAAUAUGAACUAGAAAAUUAAUAAAAUUGAAGUCAAAACUAACUGUUAGGUAUUAUAGACUUAUAAAAAUAUGUAUCUUCUUUUUUAUUUGUUUAAAUUUUAUGAAAAUACAUAUAUAAAACUCUGUUAUUAAUUGCAUAUUUGAUAACAUUGGAUUAAAAUCAUGGCUUAAUUGGUGGACAAUGAAUUGCGAACAAUUUUAAUAUAUUUAUUUUAAUUUGCAGAAUUUUGAAUUAGUUUUCUUAAGAUUUUUCAAAGGAAUAAACCAAAAAAAAAUGAUUUUCAAAAUCUGCUCUUUCAAUACAGGGUUUGCUAUUAAAAUACCGAUGUUGUAUAUAUAAGAAAAGUGUGACUAGUAUAUACAAUCUGACGUAUGUAAUAUGUAUAUUUAACGUUAAAGAAACUAUAGCAUACAGUUAUCACUGUUAAGAUUCUUCACAUUUCAUUAUUCAUUUUCGUGUUAGCACGAUGACCGAAUGCCCUUAGCCUUUUCGAAAAUCAUUCAAUAUCCCAUGACCAUUGGUUUCUGUAACUUCGACUCUGACUAUAUAAGUAAAAGAAAUUUAAAAAAAAACAUGUCUACAAAUAGAUCAUGUGUAAAUAGAUAGAAGAGCUCUCAAACAAUUCAAAUUCGAUCCACUUAGAUUGAUUUUUUUCCUUAUUUCUUGAAAAUUUUCGAACUUAAAAAACAAAAAAUUAAAAAAAAAAUUAAAAUUUGAUUUUUCUUUAAGCAAUUGUGUUGACUUUUGAAAUAUUUGGGUUAUUAUUUUUUGCAUGAAAAUCAAAAAUAAAAAUAAUAAGAAAAGAGAGGCUGUUCUUUAAGAAGAAUUGUAAAAUGCUUUUAGCAGGAAACUUUUGGAAUAGAAUAUUUAAGUUUCAAUUAAAAAAAACGAAGAACCACUUUCAUAAAUCCAUAAAUUUGUGAUAUGCGAUAAAUUUUAUGUUCAAUUAAGAUUCACAAUCGUUAAAUUUUGUGAGAAAUAAACAAGCCUAAAAUCAUAUAGGACCUAAAAUCCAUUUUGUAAUACGAUAUUUUUACUUUAACUCAAUGAAAAGACAGACUAAAAACAGCAGUAUUAUUUUAAAUUGACUCGCAAAAAGACCUAUCUUUAACAAAAAAAAAAAAACGUAAGCCUAUCACGAUAAUACGGCAGAGGAAACAGAAUUAAUUAGAAUAGGUUUAGAAAGAUAAAGUUUGUGACCGAGUCAAGAAAAUUGGGAGAAAAAAGAAACUUUAGGAGUUAGAUACGAUAAAACGAGAUGUGCAUCCAAUGCAAAAUCAAUUAAUAAAAAUUCAGUUUUGAAAAAUAAAUUGCUAUAUUGACACCGUUUGUAUUGUUUGUAAUUUGCCUAAAACAAAAAAAGCGUUAAAAAAAUAUUUUAAAAUAACUGAUGUAGGGGUAAAACUCCAGAGUAGGAUAUCCUAAGUGAAUGGUUAAAGUAACCAAAAAUCCAAUUUUCAAAUAAAUCUUUAAACAAUAUGAUAAAUGACACUUUGUGAAACAAAAAACAAAAAAAAAACAAAAAAUGAAAAAAUAACAAUGCAAUUGAAAUAUGAAUGUUUAUUUUCUAUUUUGGUUGAAGUUUUAUAUUCAAAUUAGAUGAGUUUUAAAUAUCAGAAUGUAGGUAAGAUAAAUAAUAAUCACAAAUUUAUUUAGAAAAUCCAUAAAAAAUGAUAAUUAAGACAGAAGAGUCACAAAAAAAAAUUUGUAUUGAAAAUGUAUAAACAUAUUUUAUGACGAAAAAUAAUAACUAAAAAAUUGAUUUUAUUGAUAUAAAUUGCAAAAGAGUCUUCCUGUUUCAUUAUUUUCUAUAUACAAUAAUUUAAAAUUUUAUUCUAUUGUGACUAAUUUUUUGUUGUUUCACGGAUCCAAUCCAUAUAUUCGGAUAUUCUGGUAUAGACGCCAGGGUAACCAGGUUCACCACAUUUAUUACCAAAGCUCACAAUGCCCAGCUGUGUCCAUCGUGCAUCAAUCCUCAUCAUCAAUGGUCCUUUGUAAAAAAGUGAAAAUUGAAAUAAAACCUUGAUUUAUUUGAAA